CAUAGCGAGCAGGAAGUUUUUCAUUAGUCAACAGCGGGUCGGUCAGGCGCUGUUGUCGCGCUUUGGCUUUAGUUUAGACCACAGCAGUAUGAAAAGCAGAGACUUCUCGACUGGAAAUGAUGGAUGUGACGGUUUUUUUCUUUAAAAUGAUCCUUCUGCGACUGGUUUCGGUUUUAACGUGCGUGUCUCUGACGGCCACGGAGGGGCUUUCAACAUGGGCUCCUGCCAACUGCUCUCAACAGGGUCUGAGGUGUACAGUCAGCACAAGUAACUGUUGGGACAGUAAGUGGUUGGAUGUUAAUGACUACACUCCCAGCAGUCCAGAGGACCUGAAGGUGUCUUUUGACACCAGGCAGGAUGAGAAAGGACACCUUCAUCCUGUGGUGGUCGCUAACUGGAAGUUAAAGGAUGAUGGCAGCAUUGGUUACCUGAAAGCCACUGAGCUUCAUGUCCUUGUGAAGUCCACCAACCAGAACCUGUGUGUUCGAUAUUCUUUCAAAGACAAACUCCCAAUGAGAAGUCCAUCACAAGAAAAGUGGUCUUUCUCGGCUGUUGUGCUGUUGGACCCUGGUCAGUCAUACUGGGUCUCUGUAUUCAACAUCCCUAAACCAGAGUUGGGCCACAGCAACUACAACGUUGGCGAUAACAUCAGCGUUCCUGAUUGUCAAGAUCCUAGAGUGCUGAUGACCCAGUUUUGCAUAGAGAGAGGAAGUCUAUGGCAGCCUAACAUCAGUCUGGCUCAGAUCACUGCAGCCAGUGGAAGAUCUGCGCUGGCUGUCAGCUUCAAUCCUGACAGAUUCGCUGAGAAGUACAAAGUUUUUGUGAAGUGUUCUGCCAUUAAACAAGAACACCAUGCAUACAGUGCUAAUCAGACCCUGAAUGUAAAAUUCAGCCUUGAUAAUUGGCCUAGAUCCUGCUGCCAGUUUGAUGCGGAGAUCCAACCUUUCUUCCCAAAAUGUGGCAAUGACUGUACCCGUAAAAGGAAAACUCUGGAUAUUUGUCCUGCAAAGCCAACAGAUGCGCCCACCGUCCCUCUGUACCCAUUUGUCACCCUGGGCGUGGUGUUUUUGUGUGUGGUGAUGGCAGUUAUUAUGUGCGUCCGCUGCAGGAAGCCAGGCAAACCUGGUAUUGCUACAGUACCUGUGGGAGGUGAGAAACCAUGGCAGCAGCAGCUUAAACAACCUCCCAAAGUGCUGGUCAUCUACUCCCAGGACCACCCCCUCUACAGGGACAUAGUGCUAAAGCUCUGUGCCUUCCUCCAGGCUAAGUGUGGCACCAAGGUGCUGGUGGACCUGUUAGACUCCACCUCGGUUGGCAUGGUGGGUCGCCUUCGCUGGCUUGAAUGGCAACGGCAACAGCUUAAAAAUCCUUCUGACAAAAUCCUGGUGCUGUGCUCACGAGGCGUCCAGGCCAAGUGGAGGGCCAUGUGCGGGGAAGGUCGGGUGACACUGAGGGAAGACGUUGCCUCCCCUACUGACGACAUGCUUACUCCCUUUCUCAACCUCUUCCUGCCAGACAUGCACCAGGCAGGCAUGCUGGGUAAGUACAUGGUGGCUUACUUUGAUGUCAUCAGCAGCCAACAAGACGUGCCAUCGGUUUUUGACAUUGCGGUCAAGUACAAGCUGAUGAAGCAUUUCGAAGAGCUGUACUUCCGCAUCCUAGACAUGGAGAAGUACCAGCCAGGUCAGGUCAACCACAUCAGCGGGAUCGGUGGGGACGAAUAUUUCAACUGUCCCUCAGGCAGAGCCCUGAAGAAUGCCAUCGAAACCUUCCAGGCCUACCAGCUGGAAAAUCCUGAUUGGUUUGAGAAGGAGUGUGUGGACAGUGAGGAGGAAGUGUUGACUGAGGCUAACCCGCUCAUCGACCAGCUGACGAUCCCUCCAGUCCUAGAGUGUGUUCCUCUAAUCCGAGAGGGGCUUCCUGUCUACGUCCGUGAGGUGGAAAUCAAUGAUGACCGCAACAGUGUCCGUGUCCUUACACCUGAACUGAACACAGAGUGCCAGCUGUCGUCAGUGGUAGAACUUAGGGCAACUGUGAGCCCCAAGUGCAAAUAUCAGUAUCUGUCAAACCUGGAUGAAGUGUUGACGGAUCACCUGUAUCCUCACAGCCCCAGUCCAGUAUCUGUCCACAUUGCUGAGCCUGUUCUGAACAGGUCGCCACCACUGAGACACAACUGGCUCUCCGUCCAGGAAGAACCCAUGGGUCAAGUUCCCACUGAGGAUGAGGAAGAGGAUUCCCUACAACCUGUGAUCCAGCUCUCCACUCAUUCGGACCAGAGAAGCUCAGCCCUACAGAACUCCCUGGACUCCAACCCUCCAGAAUCCUCAUGUAUGCAGAGUGAGUACUUCCCUCUAUCUGAAAUCAGCCACUCUCAGCCUGAGGAGAUGGAGGAGGACGAGGUUCUGGAGCCCAGCGGAAAGGGUCCGAGCAGUGGAUCUGAUCAAGGCUACAUCUCCAAAAUGUCCUCCCAGCAUGAGCCCCCUUUCAUAGAGGAUCCCCUGGUGGCUCUGAGAAGGCUGCAGGAGGAGCUGUUUCAGACAAUCUGAAGGAAACCGCUGCUGAUAGUCCAAAAUCCACCCGCAGGAACGAGUACUGAACUUUCACUAAGUGCCUGAAGGUCCAAACGCUGUGAGAUCACACAGCUGGACAGAGGUAAUUCUGUGGCCAGUAAAGUGUGGGGCUUAUAUGUGACAUUCAAUGUUUGUUGAUGACUUUCUCGAUAUAAUAACCAGUGCUUAAUUUGAUUUGCACUAAUAAACCCAUUUAUUAGUAUGAUGUAUACACACAAAGACAAAUCAACAUGAUCAUACUUUCACAGAACAAAGAAGUAGAAAGAGCAUCUGGUGCACAUAUAGAUUUAUUUUUUUAUUGUUUAAUUUGUUGUAUUCAGUCAAAAGGGUCUGAAAAAGAGAAAAUCUGUGACCUGCCUUAAGAGAUGUUGGACUCGGAGGCAGCAUCUAGUGGUCAUUAGAGGAACUGCAACUGAAUGAACCCGUGCUUUUUGUUCAUCACUCACACGGAAGGUUGCAAGGCUGGAUUACAAUACCAACCAGCCGAAACAGCAACUUCCCAGGGGCCCCGAUCCUCAAGAGCCAGAAAGUUCCAUGUUAGCAAUUUAGCAUAAACCAAAUCUUGAUGCCCCAUGUUGUGUCGGGCUCCUGAGAAAAUAAAGCUGGGGGAAAUGGAGGGGUCAUUAGGGGCCUCCAGCUCAUUUUGUACUGGGUUAAUCUGACCCCGCAUAGUUGUUGCUUGGUGUGGACAAAAAUAAGUUGGCCAGUCAACCUGUAUGAUUGUUGAACAUUGUUGUGUAAAGUUGUAUCUAGAAAGAGAUCCAUACUCUUUCUGAAGUUUACUGUUGAGGUUUUAAAUUGCAGAUUUUUUUUUCUGCUGUUAAAAUGUGUUGUCUUCUAAAUAUAAAUACAAUAACAUUAUCAGUGCGUGUUCAUGUAAGGAUUACAUUUUCUUUAAUAAUAUAUGGGGGUGUCAUUUUAAAAGACUCAAUCAAUCCUCUGUGUACAGUACUUUCCUCAGAUUUAUUUCAGGUUUCAACCACAUAAUACUCUUACAUCUACAGUACAUAGAUUGGAUUAUAUCAGUACAGAUAUACACCACACAAGUUAACAGAAAAGGUAGAAUCCUUUCUGUAAACAGCAAUGUUCUUUCCCUGUAAACAAGUUUGAAGAAAAUAAAAGCCCAUAUCAUAUCAGA
Micropterus salmoides (largemouth bass) is the source of this 3708-nucleotide messenger RNA. It is a transcript of the gene il17ra1a, whose product is annotated as interleukin 17 receptor A1a. Lineage: Eukaryota; Metazoa; Chordata; Actinopteri; Centrarchiformes; Centrarchidae. The transcript has 11 exons. The record is from RefSeq and is a predicted model, not a curated record. The coding region runs from base 117 to 2546 and encodes 809 amino acids. Gene Ontology annotation, molecular function: interleukin-17 receptor activity.